UUCGGAUGAAUCUUAAAACUAAAGUAGUGAUUCGACUUACGGCACCGUUGUUCCUUCAAGGUUUUUCAGACGAUAACAACACCAAGAGCAUUCAUACUAACAGUUUGACGACGUUGACAAACAGGCCAUUGCAAUGGAAGCAACAGCAAACGGAACAGCUAUCGGCCCGACUGGGGUAUCCGCAAAGAAACCGCCUCUCAUGGCUGGUGUUGUUUGCGGAGAGUCUUUUAAUGGAACGGAGGAGGCUGCGAAAGAAGUAGCAAGAAGAAGGCAGGAACAAGCACUGGCCAAGAAGAAGGAGUUCUCGUUUGUGACGGACCGCAAAGAAGCCACCGAACACCAGGCUACUAGUAGGGCAUCGACGACAGGUGCGAGUCUAAACAAUGGAGGGUCCAUUAACACAAAUAGAGUUGACGACCGGCAGCUGAAAGAGACGGCAGCAAAGAAGGGUCAUUCAGCUACCCGAACCGGCGACGACGACAUUCCAUCGCCGCCAACUCUGUUUCCUGGUAGAACCAUACGAACGUCAUUUCCGGGAGCCUAUGCCAAUCACGGAAGCGUCGAACAAUCAAGGUAUACCAAUGGCGGUGUCACGACACCAGAGGAAGAAUCGGUCCCUUGGGAUAUUACGGGUAGGAUCCAACCUGAGGGGGUGGAAGCAGGAGUGACACGGGAUAAUGAGGGGUUGGUUGUGGCCAAUUUGGUGGUGGAGGACGAAAACUUACAAACAGCCUUACCUCAAGCUGCUCCAGAAACAUAUAGUAUCGCUGUCUCCAGAGAGCACAAACGAGUCAGGCGGCUCAGAGCAGGAAUCCUGUUGGGGGUCGUCUUUGCAAUGGUGAUGAUCAUGAUUCUGGUGGCGAUGUUUAUUCCCAGCAAGCUAUCUUCAGAUGCAAACGCGGCUACAGGGCUAGAGAAGGAGGACGACCUAAGCGACAUCCAAACUCAAAUGCCAACUUCCGUGCCCAACUACAUUCUCUCUCUAAUCCCCACAGCGUUGACGGUUCGGAAAAUCUUGCAAGAGCCAGACUCCCCCCAAGCAAGGGCAUUUGCGUGGCUCUUGGAGGAAGGAAAUGUUAUCUUGUCGCAGAUGUCGGAUGCUCGAAUCAAGCAGAAACUGGCAUUGGCAACCCUCUACUUUGCCACAGGUGGGGAAACAUGGGACAACAAUGAGAAAUGGCUCAAUCAUAGUAUCCACGAGUGUGAAUGGUACAACAAACCAGAUGUUGCCAAUACCAACGUGUUGUCCAAGGUUAUGUCAGGAUAUCUGGCUGGUUUUGCAGAACCACUUGCUGCAGCCCAGCCCUGUGACUCGUAUGGGUUUUACCAGCAUCUAUGGCUGGACCAGAACAACUUGGAUGGCGCUGUUCCCUUGGAACUCGCUAUGCUGACCACAUUGAAGACUUUGUCUCUUGGUUGGAAUCCAAAACUUGGAGGGACCAUGGACAGCCACAUUGGUCAACUCACAGCUCUGGAAGGACUCUUUUUGAAUCGAAAUGAUCUAUCUGGAAUGAUACCAUCUGAAAUUGGGUUGUUGAGCAACCUACAUGUUGUGUCUUUGGGUGGCAACAACCUAGAAGGAUACAUUCCUGAAGAGCUUUGGCGACUGACUAAAUUGGUUGCCUUCAUCGUGGGCCGAAGUAAAGAGCUGCAAGGCAGUAUUCCAUCAGAAGUGGGCCUUCUAACAAAGUUGCGGCAGCUCUACAUGCAAGAGAGUGAUUUCACUGGUUCGAUUCCAACAGAGAUUGGCAGAUCAACGUCACUUGAAUCGCUCAUGUUGUUUGUGAAUAGAUUUUCUGGCACCCUGCCAAGUGAGUUCGGCCUUCUCUCGAAACUGACGAUGAUGUCCUCAUUUGACAAUUCCAUACAAGGCACAAUCCCUACGGCUUUUGGCAAACUCUCAAAUCUCACGCAGUUUUCCAUCAAGAUCAACCAGCUCACCGGGCCUGUGCCCAGUGAGCUUGGACUGCUCACCAACCUGGCGUACACAUGCAACUUGAGGUUCAAUCAACUUACUGGAAGCAUUCCAACAGAAUUUGGGCUCUUGACACACUUAAGAGAGCUGGAAUUCUCUCACAAUCUUUUAUCAGGACAGAUUCCAUUAGAGUUGGGAAGCUUGGCAGCCAUGGGGAAACUAACAUUUGCCAAUAAUUCUCUCUCCGGGAUUAUUCCCCAAGAGUUGUUUGCACUCCAGCAGUCCCUGCACACUCUUGCACUGGAGGGGAAUCCGCAGUUGUCUGGUUCUGUUCCUGAUCGCAUUUGUGCCAUCAAUGGAACUUGCAUUGGAAGUUACGUUGAUCCAUGUGUUGGCCCGUAUGGACUCUCAUUUGACUGCACUGAUUUGCUCUGUGGAUGUAAUUGCGCAUGUGCAUAGAUCCAAUGCAUUUUCUGCUAAAACUGUUUACCAUUUUAUUUAAUUAAAAAAGGUAGUCAUAUCAGUAGACUCGACUCUGAAAGAUGUGCCUGCUUCUACCAUAGCU
Seminavis robusta is the source of this 2480-nucleotide messenger RNA. NCBI's taxonomy places the organism in Eukaryota, Bacillariophyta, Bacillariophyceae, Naviculales, Naviculaceae. The record is from the annotation of a GenBank genome assembly.